Theobroma cacao (cacao) is the source of this 1964-nucleotide messenger RNA. RefSeq names its product high affinity nitrate transporter 2.5-like. The record is from RefSeq and is a predicted model, not a curated record. Gene Ontology annotation, molecular function: nitrate transmembrane transporter activity. Gene Ontology annotation, biological process: transmembrane transport. NCBI's taxonomy places the organism in Eukaryota, Viridiplantae, Streptophyta, Magnoliopsida, Malvales, Malvaceae.
GAUUUUCAAAAGACAAUGACAGCUACCUUGUAUCUUUCAAUAGGCAACUUGUUCUUAUUUAAUACAUAAAUAUCCAUAUUCUUUCCACAAUUUUAUAGAAGACAUAUCCUAUUCUGCUAAAAUAAAAAAAAAGAUUUGCGUAUGUCACAAGAAAUUAACACCAUGGGACUUAAAGUGCCAGACUCAGCACUAUAAAAGAGAAUUUUCCCUCAAAAAUGAGCCAAGAAAGAGUGCAACCUUAGAAUCUUUCCAACUGCUUUUUACCUAGUCCAUCUCUAUCCAAGCAUAAGAGAUGGAAAUAUCCAGCACCAUUACAGAAACACAGCCUCAAAAGUUUGCUCUUCCAGUGGAUUCAGAACACAAGGCAACUGAAUUCCGAUUAUUCUCAGUAGCUGCACCCCACAUGAGAGCAUUUCACCUGUCCUGGAUCUCAUUCUUUGCCUGUUUUGUAUCCACUUUUGCUGCUCCACCCCUCCUCCCUAUCAUUCGUGACAACCUAAACCUCACAGCAACUGACAUUGGCAAUGCAGGGGUUGCAUCAGUCUCUGGUGCAGUCUUUGCCCGGAUUGCCAUGGGAACUGCUUGUGACUUAUUUGGACCACGUCUUGCUUCUGCAUCCCUGAUCCUCCUCACUGCACCAGCAGUUUACUUCACCUCCAUUGCCUCAUCACCUGUCUCCUUCCUCCUUGUCCGCUUUUUCACAGGCUUCUCCCUUGCUACUUUUGUGUCAACACAAUUCUGGAUGAGCUCCAUGUUUUCAACUCCAGUAGUUGGCACUGCUAAUGGUGUUGCAGCCGGAUGGGGCAACCUUGGAGGUGGGGCAACACAGCUCAUCAUGCCCCUUGUUUUUUCCGUCAUCCGUGACAUUGGUGCAGUCAAAUUUACAGCUUGGCGAAUUGCAUUCUUCAUUCCUGCCCUGUUUCAAACAUUAGCAGCCUUUGCUAUUCUGAUCUUUGGCCAGGAUUUACCUGAUGGGAAUUAUCAAAGGCUGCAGAAAUCUGGGGCUAAACAAAAAGAUAAAUUCUCACGUGUAUUCUACCAUGGGAUUACAAAUUACAGAGGAUGGAUCUUGGCGUUGACUUAUGGAUAUUGUUUUGGGGUGGAGUUGACAGUGGACAACAUAAUCGCAGAGUAUUUCUAUGACAGAUUUAAUCUGAAACUCCAUACAGCAGGAAUUAUUGCAGCAAGCUUUGGUUUAGCAAAUUUGUUUUCAAGACCUGCAGGAGGUAUAAUCUCUGACAGGAUGGCAAGCAGGUUUGGAAUGCGGGGUAGGCUGUGGGCCUUAUGGAUAAUACAAACCUUGGGAGGGGUGUUCUGUAUCAUUCUUGGGCAGGUUGGAUCUUUGAGCGCAUCCAUCAUAGUGAUGAUUAUUUUCUCAGUCUUUGUCCAAGCUGCUUGUGGUCUUACAUUUGGAGUGGUUCCUUUUGUUUCCCGGAGGUCCUUGGGCGUAAUAUCUGGGAUGACAGGAGGAGGUGGAAAUGUGGGUGCAAUUUUGACUCAAUUAAUUUUUUUCAAGGGAUCCAAAUAUUCUAAAGAAACUGGAAUUACUCUCAUGGGUGUCAUGAUCGUAUGCUGCACCCUCCCAAUAUUUCUAAUAUACUUCCCACAAUGGGGUGGGAUGUUUUGUGGUCCAUCAUCAGAAAAGAUUGCCACAGAAGAAGACUACUACUUGUCCGAAUGGAGCUCAAACGAGAAGGAAAAAGGUCUACAUCAGGCAAGCUUGAAAUUUGCUGAUAACAGCAGAAGUGAAAGAGGAAGAAGGGUACACUCUGCAGCUAUGCCUUCUAAUGGUACUCCACCUACAACUGUUUAGCCACUCCCACAAGUUUUCCCACUAUCUUUGCAUGUAAUUUUUGUCUAUAUUUCUUAUGCCAAAGUAUUUUCAUGAGCAGGUUAAUGGUUGCAAGUAGUCAAAGUUACAAUAAAGACAUUUGUUAAUUAAUCACCUUAGAGAUCUAUGUUUA